Messenger RNA from Heteronotia binoei (common prickly gecko), 1086 nucleotides. RefSeq names its product uridine phosphorylase 1-like. Gene Ontology annotation, biological process: uridine catabolic process; nucleotide catabolic process. The transcript is spliced from 7 exons. The record is from RefSeq and is a predicted model, not a curated record. Gene Ontology annotation, molecular function: uridine phosphorylase activity. Lineage: Eukaryota; Metazoa; Chordata; Lepidosauria; Squamata; Gekkonidae. Bases 1 to 942 code for a protein of 313 amino acids. Gene Ontology annotation, cellular component: cytosol; cytoplasm.
AUGGUUCCUGGUGGCUCAGCUGAGAAGAAGGCAGAUGGCAAGCAGGCAGCCAAAGAAUCCUCCAUUCGCAUUCCAAACCCCAACUUUGAGAAGAUGAAAGAGGACAUCCUGUAUCACUUUGCUCUUGGGACUGGUACCCACAAUUUCCCUGCCUUGUUUGGAGAUGUAAAGUUUGUGUGCAUUGGAGGGAGCCCUUUGCGAAUGAAAGCUUUCAUCGGCUACAUCGCCGCGCAGCUGGGAAUUGCCAAGCCCCGCAAUGACUUCCCCAACAUCUGUGCAGCGACGGAUCGCUAUGCCAUGUACAAAGCCGGCCCCGUCCUGGCCGUCAGUCAUGGAAUCGGCAUGCCCUCUGCUGCUAUCAUGUUACACGAGCUGAUCAAACUGCUGCAUCAUUCCCAGUGCUCUAACGUCAUCAUAAUUCGUCUUGGCACAUCUGGUGGAAUAGGUUUGGAACCGGGUUCUGUAGUGAUCACCAAGCAGGCUGUCAACGCCGCCUUCAAGCCUCAGCUCGAACAGGUGAUCCUGGGGAAGUCCAUCUUCCGCAGCACCACCCUAGACAAGGAACUGGCUGAAGAGCUGUUGGAGUGCGGCAAGGAACUGAACCAGUUCAACACCGUCGCAGGGAACACCUUGUGCACCCUGGAUUUCUAUGAAGGUCAAGCACGCCUCGACGGCGCCAUUUGCUCGUUCACCAACGAAGAGAAAAUGAAGUAUCUGAAGGCAGCUGACAAGGCGGGCGUGAAAAACAUCGAGAUGGAAUCCUCUGUUGUGGCAGCCAUGUGCAAUCUGACCGGCAUCAAAGGUGCUGUGGUCUGCGUCACAAUCUUGGACCGGCUUCAAGGGGACCAGAUCACCACUUCUCAUGAAGGCCUGGAGGAGUUCGAGUCGCGGCCUCAGAAACUGGUGGGGCAUUUUAUUAAGAAGCGCCUGACGCAAAAAUGACAUCGCUGCUUUAACUCUUAUUAAAGGCUCCGUGUUCCUUCAUGGAUGAAUUCAUGAUGAAAAUGUGCCUCGUAAUUGCUUACUCCUCACCUGACAGCAUUACGAUGAAUCCUUCAGAGCGCUAUACGUUCAGAGGCGGAAUAU